CCCCUAAUGAGAAAACGCCUCUCUAACUCUUGAAUCGUUGCACGGAACAAAAACUCAGGGCAAAAGGAAAAAAAGGGAAAAAAAAAGGAAGGAAAAACGAAACAGAAAAAUUCUACAGAUUCUUUUCUUUGUUCCUCCGCUGCGCUUCCCUUCCUUCCUUUUCAAUUCUCCAUUGCCAUAACUUGAAAUUCAAUCGAUUUCUGAAAUGGUUCUUGAAUUCUAGGGGGAGCGAAGUUUGCUUGAAGAUGAACAAUCACAGCAACAUUAGCAACAGCGUCAAUAACAAUACUACUUCUACUUCUCCCCAAGAUCUUGGAUUGCACUUCUUGGAAGUGGCUCGAUUGGGGCUGCCUCGGGGGAUAUGCGACAUGGACGAGGACGAGGAGUCUCCUACUGAGCUCAAUACCAUCAACAGUUCCGGAGGUUUCUUGUUGGUUACCACCGAUAAGCUCUCUGUCAAGUAUACGAAUGUGAACCUUCACGGCCACGAUGUUGGCGUCGUCCAAGCUAACAAGCCAGCUCCAGUUAAACGACUUGUCUACUACUUCGAGAUUCAUGUAAAGGACGCUGGGGCCAAAGGCCAGAUUGCCAUUGGCUUCACCACCGAAAGCUUCAAGAUGCGAAGGCAGCCUGGGUGGGAGCCUAAUAGCUGUGGAUAUCAUGGAGAUGACGGACUACUUUACCGUGGAUUAGGUAAGAAAGAACCUUUUGGUCCAACAUAUACAUCUGGUGAUACAGUUGGUGCUGGAAUUAAUUACGCCUCACAGGAAUUCUUUUUCACAAAAAAUGGGAUAGUAGUCGGAGCAGUAGAAAAGGACAUGAAGGGUCCCUUGUUCCCUACGAUUGCCGUUCACAGCCAAAACGAAGAGGUGCAAGUCAACUUUGGACAGAAACCAUUUGCGUUUGAUCUCAAGGUAUUUGAAGCACAAGAGAGGAUGAAGCGACAUGCCACCAUUGAGAAGUUAUCUUUGCCCUCAAAUGUCAGUUAUAGAAUAGUGCGCUCAUACUUGCAACAUUAUGGUUACGAGGAUACGCUCAGUGCAUUUGAUAUGGCUUGCAAAAGCACUGUUCCUCCUAUCUAUAUAGCUCAGGAAAAUGGCUUUGAUGAGCAAGAUGUCAUGUAUGCUCUAAACCAGAGAAAGACUUUAAGGCAGCUUAUCAGGAAGGGGGAGAUUGAUGCUGCACUUGGAAAGCUUAGUGAGUGGUUCCCGCAGAUUGUUCAGGAUGAAAAAUCAGCUACUUGCUUUCUCCUCCAUUGUCAAAAAUUCAUUGAAUUAGUCAGGGUUGGAGCGCUAGAGGAGGCUGUUAAAUAUGGAAGGAAUCAAUUGGGAAAGUUUUAUGGUGUGCCUGGGUUUCAGGAUCUAGUUCAGGACUCUGUUGCUUUGUUGGCAUAUGAACGACCUCAAGAGUCACCUGUUGGUUAUCUUCUGGAGGAUACACAGCGUGAAAUUGUAGCUGACACAGUGAAUGCUAUGGUCUUAUCGACUAAUCCAAAUGUGAAAAAUUUACAAGGUUGCUUGCAUCCGUAUCUCGAACAGUUAUUGAGGCAGCUGACUGCUUGCUGCUUGGUGAGAAGGUCUUUGAAUGGGGAUCAAGGUGAAGCUUUUCAACUGCACAGAGUGCUUAACAGCAUUGAAAAGUCUAAGUGCUAGUGCCUAGGACACAUCCUGAUCCUAUUAUAUGCCUCAUUUACGUUUUCCCCAUUGUGUUACUGUGCCUGGAAAUACUCUACCUAAUAGGGGUCCAGUAGUGUUUCAUUUCUUAGGAAAUUGGGGCUCUCUCUGUGUAUGCCUGUAAUCAUGUAAAUUCAGGAUUUUACUUUGUAUGAAUUUUAUGUCUGCUAUAAACUUGAUCAGGUUUAAUGAAAUUCUUAUAAUGCACAUUUACUGCA
Molecule: messenger RNA, 1891 nt
Organism: Benincasa hispida (wax gourd)
Lineage: Eukaryota; Viridiplantae; Streptophyta; Magnoliopsida; Cucurbitales; Cucurbitaceae
Gene: RANBPM
Product: SPla/RYanodine receptor (SPRY) domain-containing protein
Molecular function (GO): protein binding
Source: RefSeq, a predicted model, not a curated record